Messenger RNA from Microtus oregoni (creeping vole), 1214 nucleotides. RefSeq names its product seminal vesicle secretory protein 3A-like. The transcript is spliced from 3 exons. Bases 49 to 843 code for a protein of 264 amino acids. Gene Ontology annotation, biological process: sperm capacitation. Gene Ontology annotation, cellular component: extracellular exosome. NCBI's taxonomy places the organism in Eukaryota, Metazoa, Chordata, Mammalia, Rodentia, Cricetidae. The record is from RefSeq and is a predicted model, not a curated record.
AUAAAGCAAUGGUCAACUGAGCUCUCAGUGAAGGCCCCUCCUGGUGAGAUGAAGUCUGUCUUCUUCAGCCUUUCUCUGCUCCUCCUUCUGGAGAAGCAAGCAGCUGGGAUAGGAAUCUAUGGUGAGACAAAAGGACACUUUCUAGUAAAAACAUCCCCAGUUGUAUAUUUCCAGAAAGACCAUUUCCAGUAUGGGUCCAGAAGAGCACAGGAGGAUGGUACUGAAGAAAGCAGUUUUGAGCAAACUAAGCACCGUGUGUAUGGCCAGGAUGCUGAUGCUGACCUGGGAGAGACUCAGAGUUCACAGCAACAGACAGGUGUAAGCGAAGACAUAGUUUGUGAUGAAGAAGACGAGAUUAGCCAACAAAAAUCCCGACUUCAGUCCCAUUCACAAAUAAAAUCCCAAACACAACUAAAAUCCCAUGUAGCCCAGGUGAAGUCCCAAACAGGCCAGCUAAAGACCCUAGGCCAGGUGAAAUCACAAAUCAAGAUGAAAUCCCACAGAGCCCCUCUGAAAUCCUCCCGGGCAUCACAAACUCUCCAGGAAGCCUUUCCUCAGCAAACCAAGGGCAAAGCACAUGCCCUGGAUGAAGACCAGGCCCAAGUGCGUCAGCAGCAUAAAAUGGUUCACAGGCUCAAAAGCAAGCUUGGCUGGGCCAGGAGAACAGCAGAGUUCCUUCCGUAUUUCAGACAGCACUUCCAAGGCUAUGAUGGGUAUUUUGUGCAGUUUCAAGGGCAACUGCAGGGUGGAAUUCAUCACACAAAGCCUUUCCACCAAGCUCAACAGACGUGCUACUGUCCAAACGGAGAGUUAAUCCUGUAUCAAGAUGCCUUCACAGAGUAACACAUUCCUUAUCGGUCAAGGCCAGGACACAUUUAGAGGAGUUGCCUGACCUGUGUGGACCGUGAUGUCUUCAAGAUGCCGACUCCCCUGCCGUCCUAGAUGCUCUUGAUCCACUCACACUGCUGCUCCUGAGGCUUUCUUACCUGGGCGCAUGCUCACACCAAUGCUCGCUAAUAAAGACAUCCUAUCUGACUUCAUUUGCUUUUUCAAAAACACAUAUUUUCGACUGAAAUAAAAUUUUAUCAUUUUCCCCUCCCCCUUUCUCUCCAUCCCCUCCCAGAUACCCUCCUUCCAAUCUCCCAUGUCUCCCAAACUCUCAAGUUGAUAUCAUAUUUAUAUUUGAUUACUGUUUUGAGUAUGCAUAUAUGCUC